GUGAGCGGAGCCCUGCACCGGGGCUCGUAGUCUCCCGCAGCCUGUCAGCCAUGGGCGCCGUCUGGUCAGCUCUGCUGGUCGGCGGGGGUCUGGCAGGAGCGCUUAUCGUGUGGCUGCUGCGGGGCGACCCUGGGGUCCCGGGAAGAGACAGGGGUGUGGAGCCGGAGAAGGAUGCACCUCCAGGGGAGGCUGCGGCCCCGGGAGGCGGUCCGGGUGGUGGUGGCAGUGGCGGCCUGAGCCCUGAACCUUCCGAUCGGGAGCGUGUCUCCAAAGCAGCGCAUCUUCGAGAAAGCAAUGGACAUUUGAUUUCUGAGAGCAAAGAUCUUGGUAACCUGCCUGGAGCACAGAGACUGCAGAAUAUUGGAGCAGACUUGGGCAAUGCCAGAGAAUCUGUUCCCGUUGGAAAGAUUCCAGACACACACUCCAGGGACAGCUCUGAAAUGUCAAGAUAUCAAAGCCGAGAAUCUCAUGUAGGAGAAUGGAGACUCCCCAAAGGACAAGAAACAGCUGCUAGAGUAGCUGGUGGUGUGGCCGAGAAGCUGCCCUCCAGCGGCCUGGCCAUGGACACAGCUAAAGCGGUCAGUCAGGACCCGGCAGGCCAUGAGGACUGGGAGGUGGUGUCUAGGCACUCGUCCUGGGGAAGUGUUGGUGUGGGUGGCAGUCUUGAGGCUUCUAGGUUAAGUCUGAGUCAGGGAAUGGACGGUAGCACAAAGAGUCUUGUGGGAGGAAGAGGCUGGGGAGUAGACGGGGAGGUGGCAUCUCUGGAACCCCCCCAGGUCAGCAUCCAGUUCCAGGUGCACUACGCCACAAGCACCGACGUGCAGUUCAUUGCAGUCACCGGAGACCAUGAGAGUCUUGGGGGAUGGAACGCAUACAUCCCACUCCACUACGGCAAGGACGGGCUCUGGUCUCAUUCUGUCUUCCUGCCUGCAGACACGGUGGUGGAGUGGAAGUUUGUGUUGGUAGAGAAUAAGGAAGUGACUCGCUGGGAAGAAUGCAGCAAUCGACUCUUACAGACUGGCCGUGAGGAUAAAGUGGUUCAUGGGUGGUGGGGGAUUCACUGACUCUGGUUUUCAGAGCAUCCCAGAGGCUGCAGUGGAGUGGGGAAGAGGCUAAGGUUGUAGAGCACACUGCAUAGUCUAAAUAAAGUAAAGGCAGUGUAAUUCCAAUUGUAGCCCUCAGGGUUCUUUCAGAUUUGCUAGUGUGGCUUUUUUUGUCCAAAAUGUAGAAAGAUGUAUGCCUGCAGAUAAUGCUUCCUGUAAGCUGGCACUGGCCCUUGUAUUGACUGGCUUGUGCUGACACAUCAUGAUUUGAGGGCCUGAUCAUCCCUGGGUCGUUGCUUUGGCUCCGACAGGGGUAUGGAGUAAGUGUGGCCAAGGAGAAACUAAGCAGCUGCUCCGGUGCAAGGCAGAGCCCUUAGGAGCUCUUAGACUAGGGAGACUACAACAAGCCUCACCAAACACAGCUGAAGAAACACUGUUUACAUUUAAUUGUAACAUCGAAUGGAACUGUGACCAGUAAGGGUCGGAGUGAAACUAGAGGGCUUCCCAUUAGUUUUUAUCCCGGUUUAAGUGCUGAGGAUAGGGGAGAUAUUAGCAGGUAUGUCUUUGACUUAGUGGUUGAAAGUCUAUUCCGAGUUGGUCAUCCAGGAAGCAGAGCAUGGGAACUGGGGUGUGAGAUGCUGAGGUGAUGGAGGGUAUAGUUCUUUGAGGACUGGGAGUGGCAGGUCCCAGUCUGGUGCAUCCCUCCUUUACCCACAAUGCCCUGGUGUGGACUAUCUCUGCUCACUGCCCCACCCCAUUCCUACUAGGUGUCAACAAAUGGGCUGACGGCUUUUCCAUCUGUUAACGUUUCACUCUCCUUACAUACCAGCGAGUGAAAAUCUAUAUAGGACCAGGAUACAGAAGAAUGUCUUUGCUCUGAGAGUAACUAUGUUUAAGUUAUAACUAACUAAAUAAAUUCUGAGUUUUCAUAUCUUUAUUCAAUGCCUCUGGUUUCAAUUUUAGCACUAUAACCUAGGUAUAAAGUAUAUUUCACAUGGAGAAAAGAAAAGCAAGCCUCAAGUUACAGCUGAUGCCAUAAUGGAGAGUCUUUUCCUCCCUUGGAGAAAGUUUUAAUUUUUUUUUGAGACAGGCUUAUUAAAUAUUUUUAAAAACUUUGCUUAGAAGGGAGUUUUUGAGGUGGAGUUUCUUGUAGCAUAGGCUUACCCCAAAAUUCACUAUGUAGCCAAGGAUGCCCUUGAAACUGAUCCUCCUGCCUCCAUUUUUCAAGUGCUGGGAUUAUAGGCAUGCGCCACCAUAUCCAAGCAGGCUCCAGCUGAGCUACACCGCAGCUUUGCUGUUCAGACAGUGUAGCCCAGGCUGGCCUGGGGCUCCCUGUGUAGAGAGCUAAGGAUGACCUUCCUACUUCCACCUUCCAAAUGCACAAAUGAAAUGAAAUCUUUGUGUUGUCAGUCCAUUAUCUACCAGCUAAGGCAGGUAUUUACUGCUGUCUAAGAUGCCCUGUGCUGACAAAGGUCUACACUCAGCAGAAAGCAGCAUUGGCAGGUUUGUUUGGGGGGCUUUGGGCUCUCAGCCUUACUCACAAAGCUAAGUAAGACAACCUAAAUAAAAGGCUCCAGAACUGUUUACAGUUACCUGAUGAAUAAAGUCAGCCAUUAAGACCUAUUGACCUAAGACACAAAUCAUGCUAUGUAUAUGCACUUUUAUAAUUAAAUGCACAUUGAUUGUAACCAUCAUUUGAAGUUAGGUGUGCUUCAGAGUAAUAACUUUUGAGGGCAGCACACGGUCUCCCCGAGAGCAGGGACACCCUCCGCAGGCCCAGCUGGAUGCUGUGUCAGUCAGCAGAUCA
Apodemus sylvaticus (European woodmouse) is the source of this 2850-nucleotide messenger RNA. RefSeq names its product starch binding domain 1 (gene Stbd1). Gene Ontology annotation, molecular function: starch binding; glycogen binding. Gene Ontology annotation, cellular component: membrane. NCBI's taxonomy places the organism in Eukaryota, Metazoa, Chordata, Mammalia, Rodentia, Muridae. The record is from RefSeq and is a predicted model, not a curated record. Bases 51 to 1064 code for a protein of 337 amino acids. The transcript has 2 exons.